Molecule: messenger RNA, 2069 nt
Organism: Solanum verrucosum
Lineage: Eukaryota; Viridiplantae; Streptophyta; Magnoliopsida; Solanales; Solanaceae
Product: BAG-associated GRAM protein 1-like
Exons: 18
Coding region: 108-1847 (579 amino acids)
Source: RefSeq, a predicted model, not a curated record
UAUAUAUACUGCAGGAAUGUUUGUGUGCUUAAAAAUCUUGAAUAUUUUGGUUUGAUCCAGCAUUUUCAACUAUAUAUUUGUACAUUUUUGUGGUAUUUUUCUUACAGAUGAUUGUGGAGACGGCGUUGGAAGUACUGGUGCCGUCGUGGUGGGAGGUGAAAGUCACCGUUGCCGCCACGGCAUUCGUCAUCAUUUCUUACUGGUUCUUUGCAGUCGGCGGCGAUGCUAACGCUGGUGGUCGUGUUGCCGUCGAUGAUGAUUCUGGCGUCGUCGAUGAUAAAGACAAGAUAGGCCAGUUAAAAGGAGACUCGCCAACUAAUUCUGCAUAUAUAAUCAAGGUUGAACUGUUAGCUGCUAAAAAUCUAAUUGCUGCUAAUUUGAAUGGCACAUCAGAUCCAUAUGCAAUCAUCACUUGUGGUGCACAAAAAAGAUUUAGUUCAAUGAUCCCUGGCUCAAGAAAUCCUAUGUGGGGGGAGGGGUUCAACUUUUCUGUUGAUGAGCUGCCAGCAGAGAUAAAUGUGACAAUAUAUGAUUGGGACAUAAUUUGGGAAAGUACUGUUCUUGGUUCAGUGACUGUACCUGUUGAAAAUGAAGGUCAGACAGGUGCUGUUUGGCAUACAUUGAACAGCACAUCAGGGCAGGUUUGUCUUCACAUUAAAACAGUAAAACUCAAUAUCAAUUCAUCAAGGGGUUUGAAUGGUUGUGCUAAUACUCGUAGAAGGAUUGCUUUGGAUAAAGAAGGGCCUACUGUAGUUCAUCAGAAACCUGGGCCACUGCAAACAAUUUUUGAUCUCCCUGCUGAUGAGGUUGUUGAGCAUAGUUAUUCUUGUGCACUUGAGAGGUCAUUUUUGUAUCAUGGACGUAUGUAUGUCUCCUCGUGGCAUAUUUGCUUCCACUCAAAUGUAUUCUCAAAGCAAAUGAAGGUAGUUAUUCCUUUGGGAGAUAUUGACGAGAUAAGGAGGAGCCAGCAUGCAUUCAUUAACCCUGCUAUUACAAUAAUUCUGCGUACAGGUGCAGGCGGUCAUGGGGUACCUCCUUUAGGAAAUCCUGAUGGGAGAGUACGAUAUAUGUUCGCGUCUUUUUGGAAUAGGAAUCAUGCAAUUAGAGCCUUGCAACGAUCAUCAACGAACUAUCAUGCCAUGCUAGAAGCAGAGAAAAAGGAGAGGGAACAGUCAGCACUACGUGCACAUAGCAGCUCAGUUAAAGGAAGUAAAAAGAUGGAUAUGAGCUGGGAAGAAAAUGUGCCAAUGACUGGGAAAUCUCAGCCUUUUAUCAAAGAAGAAGUCCUUUCUGGUAUAUACAAUGACACCUUCCCAUGUACACCUCAACAAUUUUUUGACAUACUAUUGUCUGAUGGUUCAAAUUUCACUACCGAGUACCGUAUAGCACGCAAAGAUUCUAAUCUCAAUAUAGGUCCAUGGCAUUCUGCUGAUGAGUAUGACGGCCAAGUCAGAGAGAUUACAUUCAGAACCAUAUGUAACAGUCCUAUGUGUCCCCCAGAUUCAGCAAUGACGGAGUACCAGCACGCCAUCUUGUCACCGGAUAAGAAAAUGCUGGUUUUUGAGACUGUACAACAGGCCCAUGAUGUCCCAUUUGGAUCAUGCUUUGAGGUUCACUGUAGAUGGUUGUUAGAGGCAUCUUCUGACACAUCCUGCAUUUUAGACAUAAAAGUUGGUGCGCAUUUCAAGAAAUGGUGCAUUAUGCAGUCUAAAAUUAAGGCAGGAGCUGUCGACGAGUACAAGAAGGAGGUUGCAACAAUGACAGGGAUGGCUCGUUCAUUUGUUCAAUUGGGAAUCUCAGGUAGUGAAAUGCUAAAUGCUGCAUCUGAGCCUUCCAUUACUCAAUAGAACAUCUAAUUUAGGUUAUAUUUAGCUUCAGAAUUCUUUGAAAGUGUUUCAUAAUUCUGUUUUGUUUGUUUGUAAGUAAGAUAGUACUACCAUAAGUCCAUGUAAUUGUGUCACAAUCUUUGGAUAGUAACUGCACCCUAUUCCCCAAACAGAGGUCAAGUGGUGCUUUUUUUGUAAAUUUAUGGAUCACAAUUUUUGUAUCAAGAUUAGAUGAUUUUUCUU